This is a messenger RNA of Octopus sinensis (East Asian common octopus), 11577 nucleotides long. Its product is annotated as serine/threonine-protein kinase SMG1. The transcript has 78 exons. The coding region runs from base 55 to 10605 and encodes 3516 amino acids. Gene Ontology annotation, cellular component: nucleus. Gene Ontology annotation, biological process: nuclear-transcribed mRNA catabolic process, nonsense-mediated decay; phosphorylation. Gene Ontology annotation, molecular function: protein serine/threonine kinase activity; protein binding. NCBI's taxonomy places the organism in Eukaryota, Metazoa, Mollusca, Cephalopoda, Octopoda, Octopodidae. The record is from RefSeq and is a predicted model, not a curated record.
AACCAAAAAUACCCUUCGAAAAGUUUUACUGAUGACUCUCGACUCUCCCGGUUGAUGCGACGUCUGCUCAAGGAGAGUGAUAGAGACCGGCGUCUCAAUGCUGCCAAACAGCUGAAAGAUCAUUUACAUUCAACUGAUGGAGUAAAAGAUGUAACAGAGGGCCAGGUUGCUGCAAAAGUAACUGAAGAGUUACUUGCUGCACUUCAAGAUCUUUUCUAUGAAAGAAUCUAUAAAGAAAUAAAGUAUGAGGUUGCUUUAUGUAUUGGAACAGUAGGCAGUAUAAUGGGACCAAAUGCUGAUAGAUAUUUCCAAUGGUUGUUUGCCCAAACCAACAGUGCCACAGAUGAUGACAUCAGGCAGCUGUUUCUUCUAGCAUUACUUGAGACUUUGAAAUGUGAUGAGAAGAAGCAAACAUUAGCUGAUUUCAUGCAGAAUGUAAUGGCUAAUGUGCAGACAUUGUUGGAAAAUGCUGACAGUGCUGAGAUUCUCAUUGCUGUUGUCAACAUAAUCCAGCAGCUUUCAAAGGUCUACCCCCAUGUGUUCAACUCUCACUUUAGGGAUACAGUUGACAUCUUAGUUGGUUGGCACAUUGACUUGACACAGAAAGAAAGCCUCACUGUGUACACCUCAGAAGCUUUAGUUAGUUUCCACCAGUUCUGGAUCAGAGAUCUGUCUUUUUCUAUAACUCUCCUUGGACAAUUUCUUGAAGACAUGGAGGCAUAUGCAGAGGACUUGAACCUGCAAGUGAAUGGACAAAUAAUGACUGAGGACGAGAUCCCAGCCGUAUCAGAGUGCAAUACUAAAAUUUCUGCAUUACUCAAAGUUUUUACAACAGUCGUUAGAAGUCUUGGAGAUAGUUUCUCACCAAACAAAGGGUCAACUAUAUCAAAGGAAUAUAUAUCGGAAGUCUUAGAGAAAAUUAUACGCAGUGUAGAGCAUGCAAGUAGAUUUGUAUUUUCUGAACGGGUCCGUAUUGUUGCAAACUAUUGCUUGACCCUGUUGGUGAAUCAGUUACAGUCUAACCUGGUGCACAAUGUUGAAACUCUACUGCCUUACAUCACUUCUCAAAUCACAUUGGACAGAUAUGUCAGUGAUAAGUUUGUCUUGUCAUUGUUAGCUAUCAUUCAAAAGGUGGUUGAGUUUGUGAACUUCAACCUCCCAGUGCAUUUCAUCAGCACCCUCCUUGGACCAAAUUCCUUGUUACAGACAUUACGCUUUUCCCACCAUGAAGAGAUAUGUAUCCAACUAAUGACAGUCUACCAUGGAGUUAUGAGUUUAAAGAAUGUGCCAUUACUAGAAGAAGCAUACAGGAAUGUGGUUGGAGACAUUGAAGUUGCUUACAACAGAUUACUGAGAGAAUGUGGGGAGGAGGAGCAGUUCAUCAUUGUAGAUAAUGCUUUUGCAAAGAAAGAAUAUAAUGUCAAACAGGCAGAAACUGUACUGGUCUUCAACCUUGCUGCUCUAGCUGAGAUCUACAACACCAAGAAUAAUCUCAUUGUGAUGUGGGCACUGACACCAAGUAUAUUUGAUCUUCUUAUCAAACACCUUCAUCCCCUGAACCAGCCCCUAGUAGACCGUUAUCCUGCAGUCCAGUAUGCAACCAUUCAUUCUCUUUAUUCACAUUGUACCAGACACAGUAACUUCAUUUCCAGUAGCAGUUUGCUGACUCAAAACACAGCUUUGGAAGGGUCUGUGCUAGCAGGUGUGAGUCCUGCUACAUCUGGUCAUUUUACAGCAAUACUAAGGCUUCUUGUUGACAUACUGUCUCUGAAUAUGGUCACCUAUGACUGCAAAUGCUUGUGCCUCAAGUGGUGUUCAGAAAUUGCCAACACUCUCCAAACAAGCCAAAAUGUAUAUCUGACCACAGAAUUUGGAGAAUUAUUAAAGGCAUUAAUAUGGCUGGGUUAUGAUCAGGAACACCAGAUUUGUCUGAGCGCAUGCCAGUGUCUACACAAUGUGUUGAAAUCAAGCCCUUCCAUUUCAGAUGACAUCUUAAUUCGCUGCGUUGAAUUGUGUAUCUAUCGUCUAACUGACCAUCACAAACAUGUUAAAGAUGCCUACAGUUCCCUGUUGAAAGCCAUCCCUUUAAAUCUAACAGCAUGCCUUUCUACUUUGGUGAGGCUGGAAGAUGGGCUACAGACAAAAACUAGCUGCAAAGUAAGAGGUCUUAAAGCCGCUUGGUUGGCCCGCCGUCAGCACAUAUGCCGCACACAGCCAGCUAUAUUUCAUUCACACAACUUUAGACAAGUCAUGGCUUACAUACUACAAAACAACAUGCCAAGUACAUUUGGUUCGUUAAAUUGGUUGGAAAGUAUGUUCUUCAGUCAAAUGUCAGAGAAAGAAGAGGAGAAAAAAGAUGAUGCUGUGACACUAGCAUCUUUGGUGAGCGGGAAUUAUGCACUGCUGUGGUUCUGGUCAACAUGGGAAGCUGCCCAGUUCUGUGUCUUAUCUCGCCUGAGAACUCCUCUAGGCAAACCACAAGAGACAUUCACAACAAUUGAGAGCGUCAUAAAAGCUUAUGCAGCUGAAAUCCGAAACAAGGGAGAUUUAGAAGAUGGCCUGAAAUCCUAUGAUCCCAAGAAAGGUGAGAAAAAUGCAGACUACAAUGCUUCAGUGCGAGUGCAUCUCCUGCUGCAGUUUAUGGAACAUUUAGAGAAACAACUAUACAAUGCUUAUGAAGGUUGUGCAGUUGCAAUGUCUGCUGCACCAAAGCCUGUUCGCACAUUUUUCCGCACUAAUAAAGGUACUUGUCAAGAAUGGUUGAACCGUAUCAGAACAUACAUAAUGAUGAUUGCUCUCCAUUGCGGCAUGCCCUCUAUGGUCAUACGACAAGCCUCUGAACUGUUGUGGGAACUUAAGGAAUCAAAUAGCUCUCAGGGGAGUGAGUUUGAACACAUAAUUAUAUACAUGGUUCAGGCAUUGGUAGAAUUAAAAUGCCCUGAAGCUGUACAAGGAAUUUACAAUUGGUGUAAAGAUGUUAUUGGACGUAAAGUUCCUUGGAUAAAAGCAAUGAUUGAAAAAGCAUGUGGCAGAUAUGAACUUGCUGCAAAAGAAUGCAAAUUGUUCUUGAAAAGUGCUCUUACCAAAGAAGGUGAAGAAAGAAAAGUUGAUUCCCGUUCUUCUUCACCAGACAUCAACUCUCAUAGUGGUGAGGACUUGAAUCGAAAAGUAAUAUUGACUAAAUUUGUAGAACCAGACCGGCUUCUUAUACACUUUAUCAGUAAUGAGGUAACUGAUUGCUACAUGCGACUCAGUGACUGGGAGAGUGCACUUGAGUGGCAGGAUACAAUGCAAGAAUAUCGAGCUGAUACUAGUUUAGGCUCACUGAAUAAGGCUUUCUCCAGUGCUGUUGACAUAAACUACAUUAAAAGUCUUGGCUGUUUUGAGAAUGGUGACUAUGAAGGAGUGAGAAGUAGCAUGGAGUUAAUUCCAGGAAUGUCAUUAAGUGAAUCAAUACUUAGCAACCAGCAGCCAAUGGGAUUGUUGUGGAGUCCUAAACACAGCUUGGAACAUGCCCACAAGCAGUUUGUUCGUGUAGUUACUUUGUUACAAGAGCAGAACAAAUCUAGCACUCUCAAGAGUGAAAUGUCCAAAUGUCUUGACCAGUGUGAACACUUCCUGGAAAACAUUUUGGUUGUCCAAUCUUUGCAGUGGCCUACAUUUGUACCCAGUGAAUAUAUUGCAGAAUUGGACAUUAUUGCUGCACUGAAGAAGCAACUGGAAGAUAAACGAGGAAAGAUGGCAUUGGUUGCUCUGAGUGAGAAAUUAGUCCUUGACGAAGCUGAUCAAGAUGUUAGCACCUAUUUACAAGUGAUGAGACUGUUAAACUUACAGAACCACAUGCAACCUGGAAAUGACAAACGCUCAGACGGCAACACCCAGAUGAGUCGAUUGUACUUAAGUACAGCUUCCCUGGCCCGGAAACAACACAAUCACAAACUUGCAGAACGCCUUCUACAACAACACAUCAAGAGUUUAACAAAGAAUCCCGAAAACGGGAAGCUCCCUUUGUCAGACGGAGUGCUCCCUGCUCUCGUUAAUUUACAUGCCAACAGCAGUGGACUCAGCAUUCUUGAUAUUCUUAAAGUUGAGCGGGAGUAUGCCAAGCUUCUCCACAGUACAGGCCAGAAUAAAGAGGCUCUCGAUGUUGUAAGUAGCAGCAUUGCACAUUUCCAUGAAUGGGGCACUGAUAACUGCAACAGCACAGCUAGUGGCCUCACUGGUGAGAGCAUGGUUGUGUCAGCAUUGCAGAAGAUCAAAGAUCGGGCUCAACAAGGCCAAUGCAGGGAACUGUGUGCCCGUUCCUUACUGACUUUAGUCAAAUGGCUCCAGUUGGAUCACAAAACUCUAGCAUCAAUCAGCAGUCAGCUGAAGUCACCGCCUGCUGUUGGAGAGACAACAACUCUUGGAACUUGUGUGCGGAAUAUUAGGCUGCUGCUAGAAAUGGAAGAUAUGAAAGAAACCAUCGACUUUGAAACUCCAAAUGUCGAACCACUUGAUAAGAAAGGGUUGCUUCUAAAUGGCAGCUCAUUUCUGUCUGAUUCUGAUGCCAUCAUUGACCGCUUGCUGCGUCUGAGCACAGCUAAGUCUCCCACCUUAGCUAAAGCUUGGUUUGCCAUGGCUAAUUGGUGUUAUAAAUGGGGAAGGAAAGCUGUUGAUAAUGCAAGCCAUGGUUCAGUGGAAUUACUGGAGGAAGAAAAACAACAAAUCCUGUCUCUUCUCCCUGCUAAUACUGAGUCAAGUGAAAGUGAUAAGGUGAUGAGUGUGUUAAGUAAAAUACAUACCCCUAUCUCCAGUGAAGAGGACAUCAGUGAUCAAGACCAGAGCCUGUAUGAUGAUGGUACUGAGACAACUCGCAAACAGCUGGUGUCUAGCUGCACUUCGCUGCAAGUAGUUUCUGAAGACUGUAUUGGUGGCCUGAUGGAUGUUUGGAAAGGUGUGGUGCAGAGAGUUUACCACUAUUACCAGCUUUCAGUGAAUGCAUAUUUCAGAUACCUGCAACUUAACGCUGGGUUGCAGACUGUCAGUACUUCAUUUCAUGCGAAGACUGAUGAACCAAAUGAAGACAUCAACAUAAUUGCUACCUUACGCCUACUGCGUUUGUUAGUGAAGCAUGCCUGGGAGUUGCGCGAUGUCCUAGAGACAGGUCUGGCUGAGACACCAACAGCUCCUUGGAAAGGUAUUAUUCCACAGUUGUUUUCUCGCCUCAGCCACCCUGAAUCCUACGUCCGCCAAAGCGUAUCGGAUCUUCUUUGUCGAGUGGCUGAAGAUGCCCCACACCUCAUAGUUUACCCUGCUGUGGUUGGCUGCUCUGUUAUCAAGAUAGAUGUGAAGGAAACCACUCGAGAUGGACUGCUGAACAAUUACCUGGCACAGAAUGAGGAGGACUGUACAGAAGUGGGUGUGGUCACUGAACAGGAUUCUCAAGAGCAUACUGAUGAACAAGACGAUGGUAACAACCUGACUGAUGACCCAACCAAUACCAUCAUGCAGACAUGUCUCACGGCCAUUGUGGAUACAUUGUCACAUCAUAAUUCAGAAAUGAUCCAACAAGUGCAGCAAUUUGUCCAAGAACUGCGUCGUAUCACAUUGCUGUGGGAUGAACUGUGGCUGGGUACCUUGAACCAGCAUCACCAAGAUGUUACCAGGUACAUAAACCAACUUGAUAAUGAGGUCAAGAAGGUGACUACCAACAAAAACCUGUCAAAAGAAGAGAAACUUGCCAUUAUCAAAGAGAAACACAAGACAAUCAUGAAACCCACUGUUUAUACUAUGGAGAGAUUAGUUGAUGUCACAACACAAGCAGCAGAAACCCCACAUGAACAGUGGUUCCAGUCUACUUAUGGACGCACUAUUUCGGAAGCUUUGAACCGUCUCAAGAACCCAACAAAUCCUAGUAACCCACAUGUUAGCUGGCAGCUUUUCAAGCAACUUCAUCAUAGUCUGCAGCAGAGAGCACAGAAAAGAAACAGUCUCUUACUAAGAAUGGAUGACAUUAGUCCAAAACUUGGUAACAUGCACAAAUCUGAAAUUCCUAUGCCUGGUCUCAGUAUUGCAGGCAAGAUUGUCACAAUCAAUUCCAUAAGUCUCAAUGUCCAGAUUCUGCCAACCAAAACAAAACCAAAGAAACUUGUAUUUAUUGGAACUGACGGUAAAAAAUAUCCUUACUUGUUCAAGGGUCUUGAAGAUUUACAUCUUGAUGAACGCAUUAUGCAAUUUCUUAACAUUGUCAACAGCAUGUUUUCUAAUGUCAAUAAGGGUUACCCAGCCAUGUACCGAGCACGACACUAUUCUGUUACACCACUAGGACCCCGUUCGGGUUUGAUUCAGUGGGUAGAUGGUGCCACGCCUUUAUUCAGUCUUUAUAAGAAGUGGCAACAGAGGGAAUUGAUUGCACAUACCUUGAAGCCCACCAGUUCUGUACCUGGAACAACCAAUGUUGGCUCACUCAAUGCCACUGCUACUAACCCAGUCAUGCAAAGACCUAGUGAUAUCUACUACAACAAAUUAACUCCAGCUCUGAAAGAAAAGGGGAUUGUCAACAUGGAGAACAGAAAAGAAUGGCCUUUAGCUAUUCUUAGAAAAGUUCUGGAAGAACUGAUGUCUGAAACUCCAAAAGAUCUCCUUGCCAAGGAGCUGUGGUGUGCUAGUACUGGUCCCAGCGAAUGGUGGCACAAAACUCAAACGUACGGCCGAUCCACUGCUGUCAUGUCCAUGAUUGGUUACAUAAUUGGUCUGGGGGAUCGGCAUCUUGAUAAUGUCCUGGUUGAUUUGUCCACUGGGGAGAUUGUACAUAUUGAUUACAAUGUGUGUUUUGAGAAGGGCAAGGGGCUACGUGUCCCAGAGAAAGUACCAUUUCGUAUGACCCAGAACAUUGAAACAGCUUUGGGAGUGACUGGUAUUGAGGGAACUUUCCGCACAGCCAGUGAACAUGUCAUCAAAACAAUGCGUAAAGGACGAGAAACCCUCCUGACUUUACUUGAGGCAUUUGUCUAUGAUCCUUUGGUUGACUGGACAACAGGCAAUGAAGGGGGCUAUACAGGUGCCUUCUAUGGUGGAGGGCCUACUGCACUGACUAACUUGAAUGAAGGUCGACAAAGCAAAAAGGACAUGGAACGUGACAUAACAAUAAGCAUGUUUGCUAUACGUGUAGCUGAGAUGAAAGCAUCAUGGUUAAAAAACAAAGAAGAUAUGUUGAUGGCGCUUCCACUACUGCAGGAAAUGAUGCAAGAUUGGGCACAGCAAACAGAUGACUUCCAGUUAUGUACAGCAACACUGAAAAGUCUUGAAGACCUGCAUUCUAUGUUGACUGAAGCACAGUUGGACAAAAACCACUCCCUCUACACUUUAGCUGAAAGAUAUGCUGAUUAUUCUGUUGUAAAAAGUACUCGAGAGGCAGUCCAAACAACAAUACAAGAGAAAAUUGCUGACUUCAAUCAUGGUCAUGCUAGCCAUAAGGUUGUAUUGCAGAAUGUUCAAGGACCUGUUUUCCAAAAAAUGUUUGCAGAAGCAACAAAACCUCUGCAGUUAGGUGGUCCUAGUUUUUCAGCUGCCACUAAGUUCUUGCAAGCUGCUGGACAAGGGCAAAUUGUACAACAGUGUGAGCAGCUUGAAAGUGAGUUAGUGAGUUGUCUGGAGAAUCAGCGAAGCAUCUUACAGUCUAGCUUGGACAUUCUCAACACUUAUGCUGCCAUUGUCGGACAUUUUGGAUUACCAUUUUCUGAGAAAAGCCGAACUAGUAACUACCUCACCUGGUUGCAGCGUUUAUUGAGAAACUUUUCCUCAGACAACUGUUCAGAAAUUGUUGAUGAGUUUGAUGAGAUGUACCGUAAGAUGUGCACCAACUCCGUUAGUAGCCAACCAGUCCUGAAUGUUGAGAUGAAACUGCAGACAAUUAUCAACAAUACCAACAGUCGUCUAGUAAAGCUGGUGGACAGACGUAGCCUGGAGAGUACUGACACUGCUCAGCUGGAAAUUAUGCUUAAACAGGCUAUACAUUUGAUACACAAUUUCAUUGAAGAACAUGGCAUCGAAGGUAUAAAAAGUCUCACUUGUGUCAUAGUAACCGCUCUUUGUUCAUUUAAUAAACGUUACUUAUUGAUGGAAGGUGCUGCUGUAGGGGCUGGUGAUCGCUUGAUGGACUUGACGUCCCGUGACGGGGACUGGUUCCUGGAUGAGCUUUGCAGCAUGAGUGGCAAUGUCAACCAGUUACUGGAGAUUCUCAUUCAGAACUCUGUGGCUGAGACUGAACUGGAUAUCCGUCAGCUUCAUAAUGCUCUCACAGCAACACACAAAACAUAUAUUGCCCUGCAUGAACUAAAUGUGAAUUUUCGCAGUAUAAUUAUCCCUGAAGCUCUAAAAACAAUCCAAGCUGAAGAAGAAAGUGUUUGUAUUGCUCUUAAAUCUCUUAACGAAAUGAUUACUGACGCAGGUUGUCCCUUAGAACAACUUGUACAUCAGGUGGAAAUUCUUCACAGGAACAAGGUGAUGGGAAUUGAAAAUACUAACACAGACAUAUUGGAGGUGGUGCUGAAGCUGGAGAAUCGGUUCAAGGAGUUACUCAAAACAGCUGAUACCGAGCCAGCCGACCUGAGCCCAGGACAAAUGCUGCUGAUGGCCUUCAAUGGGCUCUUCGUCAAAUUGGAGACUGAGUUUGCUGGCUUCCUGGAAAUUAUGGAGGGGAUGGAAAUUACUGACAGUUGGAAGAAGGUUGACAUGAUCAAAGAGGCUAAGUCUUUCCAGCUGUCUUCUUUCACACCUGAAACACGGGAGUUGAUGACAAAUCUGUUUUUUGUAAAACGACUUCAAGCUAUGCAAGAUUUCUUCCAAAUGUGUCAACAGUUUUCUUCAGUUCUUGAUAGUUCUUCUGGCAAUGUGUGUUUUGAUGAUGAACAACUGGCAAAACCUGUCAAGAAGUUUAUUGCAGACUAUGUUAGGAAACAGGUUAUUGGUUUCCCAUCUCAAAUUCUCGGCUACAUAAUCUGCAUUUACAUCAAUUCAAUGGGUUUGAAUGUAACUGCUGAAAUCGAAUCGAAGGACGUCGGUGCUGAGUCAAAAGUGCCAUUGGAUGACAUGCGCAAGAAAGCAGUGGAUGCUUGUCUUAAAAAUGGCCACUUCAAACAUGUGCAGUUCACACAGGCCAGCUCAUUAACCAGUUCACAGGAAUCAACCUGGAGGAAACAUGACCUAGCCAGGCGCCUCGAUGAAAACAUUGCACUAGUGAAGGCCAGUCUACAGAGAGUGCAGUUGCAACUAGCUCGCUAUCAGUGGCUCCAUGAGGAUCUCUUUAUCAAUGCCCGAGGCCACCACAACCAGAUGGUGAUGCCAAGUAGAGCUACAAUUAUGUCAGAAAUGCGGAAGAGUACGUCCUCUUUGAUUAGUCAGAAAAACAAUUUGGCUUGCUGCAUGGAACGCUACAGUCAACUGGAAGCCAGCAUUGGCCAGAGACUAAGGUGGGCUGCUGGUGCUAACCCCUCACUAAAUCUUGUAAUGAGUCAGUUUGAAGAAGAUUCUACUGCAAGAAAAACAGUUUAUGAGAUGGAAAGUAAAUUGGCCUCUGAUGUAGUGACUAUGUGCCAAGGUAUCCUGCAUUUCGAAGCCUUCCGCACUCGCACGCCUGAAGCCUUGACAUCUGAUAAUAAUUUUAUGAAUUUGAUCAACAGAUGUCGAGAAAGUUGUGUGCUUGCUGAAUCCACUGCAAGUUCUGUAACUGAUCAAGAAGAGCUGCUGAUGCUCACCAAGACUCCAUGUAAUGGACAGCCUAUUGACGAAAACUAUGUGAAGACUACACUAGAGACUAUUUCUGAGGAAAUUUUGGAAGUGAAAUCCAAAUUCCAUAGAUUAAAAGAAUCUUUGGACGUUGCCAAGGAUAAUUUAACCCACCAAGUCAGUGCCAUCAAGGCUAUAGUGGCUUCCCAUCAUAAGCUGAUGUCAGAGAUCCGUACCAUUCUGAAGUCAGUAGCAAAGCUUGAAGAACAAGAUUAUGGCACCACACCACAACCUGGUAGCAUUCGAGAUUACCUAUCAACUUACAAGAGUUUCUCUGAGAACCUAGCCAUGGCCCUCAAACUAGCUGUCAGUGAAGAUGUUUGCAAGGAAGAUAUGAGGAACGCUGAGAAAGUGAUUGACUAUUUGAAAACCUUAACUAUUGGAAUUUAUGAUAACCUGAUUUCCUUUGCUCCCCCACUUAUCUCUGAGAAGGAUUGGGACGAUGAAGAAAAUGGAGCAAUGAAUUUUGUGUCUGCCCUGAAGAAACCAUUGGACAAAGAGCCUUGUCUGCUGAAAAAGAUGACCCCUCUUGGGAGAGAGUUGUUUACUGGAACUCCUCCAGGUACUCCUCAAUCAGGAGUAGCAAUUAAAUCAAAUAUUGGCAGUGUCAAAAAAAUAGAAAAAGUGUCCAGGGAUCCACGUACUGGUAAAGCUAUCCAAGAACGCAAUUCCUAUGCUGUAAGCGUGUGGCGGAGAGUAAAGAUGAAAUUGGAUGGACGUGAUCCUGAUGCUAAUAAACGUCUGACUGCUCAGGAACAGGUGGAUUUUGUUCUGAAGGAAGCAACCAAUUUGGACAACUUAGCUGUCUUAUAUGAAGGCUGGACACCCUGGGUUUGAACUUGGAACUUCACGCAUUGCCUCUAUUUGAUUUCAACUCAUCGAAGCAGUAUCCUCAAGUGUCCUGAAUCCCACCGCAUCAGUGUGCUGCCGUAACAGUGUGAUUUCCACUGGAAGCAUCAGCAGAGUACCUACCAACACCACGUGUGUGUAUGUGUGUCUGAGAGUGUGUGCAAAGUACGUACCACUGAAUGCAGAAGCGGCAUUGGGUUUAAGAGAGACACUACUCCCUCUGAUGAAGAAAGAUUAUGCUAAUGCAUGACAGCUAUAGACUCACCAAAUUGGUCUAUGGCCUUCUUGUGAUGCUGCAUGCCCUAUUACGAAGUCUCAUCACGUGUAACCAUCAGAAAUAGAAAAAUAUAAAACAAAAAUGGCAAGAGCAAACCCAUCCCAAGAAAGCAGGCCCGGCCGAAGGGCCUCUUAAUAUAAAGUCAUUUGCUUUUGAGUAAUGAAGCUGAUCAACAUGCUAAAUUUGCGAGGAGUACCUAGCCCAACUAGUACUACACCUCAAAAAAGCUACUAGCAGCUAAGUGCUGCAUAUCUAUGAAGACUAAAUAAAAAAUUAAAAAAACUUUAAAUCUAUGAAUUUGAAGACCCUAGAAACUUUCAGUACAGUUUGCACAUAUUUUAGAUUUUACUUUCUUUCCUCCUGCUAGUUUCACUUAACCCUGAGAAUCCCUUUCUUUUAAGCUGGUGUCAGCCUGCCUCUUCACGCUACUGCUUUAUUUGUAAAGAGAGGCAGAGCAUGUCUGGUUUGGAAAUCUCCAAACCAACAAACAGCUUUAUAUCUUUACAUUUUACUUGAUUUUCUUUCAUGUUAUCUUCCACCCACCAACAGUUUUAGUGGGCAUUUUACUUACUUUUAUCAAUAUUUGCCUAAACUUCCACACAUUGCUAUUUCUCUCUCUCUCUUUUUUUUAACACUCAAUUUGUAACUUUAGUUAUUUAGCCAAUAAAAAUUUUAAUAAAAUU